GACUUUGCCUAGAGCCUGCCUGCAUGGAACAUGGAGCUGCAUGCUUUAAGAGUUGCGACAUAAGCUAUAAGCUCCAUCGAUUAUCACCCACACGCGCUGCCUUACAGAAGCACAUUGCAUUAGUGGCAGCUGCAGGGAACAUCAUCACAGCAGCCAGCGAGCUAGCAUGCCUGCCAGCAUGUCCAUUCAAGUAUAACCCGGCUCUCAACACAUCCCCGAGCCUUGCCACUCAUUCAUUCAUUCAUUCAUAUACACAUCUCAACAUCCUCUAGCUGCGCUCUACUCUCUCCCUCCUUCCUCUCCUCCUUAGCCCAAUUUGUCCUGCCCCAAGGAUUCUGCGAGUCCUCGUCUCAGCUAAGACUCCUCAAGAGGCAAAGGGACCGUCCCGAGUCCCGAGCAUUGCAGCACCCGUCGCAGCUUUCCGAAGCUGACGGAGUGGCCCGGACGUAUUCCUCCUGGUCCUAGAGUCGAAUUUGCAGCUCCGGUCAGUCGAUAGAAAGGGACCAUCCGGGGGCCAGUUCAGAUCUGAGAUCUGCUGCUUGUUGAACUUCGUAAUACGGUCAUCAGGAACUAGCAUGCAUGUGUAGCAGUCGCCGGCCCUCGCUUGAUCGGGACCGGGCUUUAAGUAUCUGAGGCUCCCUCUUGCGAGCGGCAGAAAGGAAGUGCUUGCGUAGGAAAGCGGAAUGGUACAGCCGCUGCUGCACGCAUUUAGUGCGGGAGGCUGGUAGAGAGGCGGGGAGAGGGCGUACUGUUGACUGUCGCACCCUGAGAGAUAUUUCUGUCACCAGUCUCUCAUCUUUAAGUCUUCCACUCUCAUACGAAUCAAAACGCAAAGCCGUCUGGCCGUCAGACGAAAUUUCCCAAGCGGUGUGGAACACGGCUUCUCCAAACUGCGAAGAAGACUCCAUCUCAGAAGCCUCGAACGUUAUAUCAUUGUCGUUCGUGUGGGCGCAGGGACGAGGAGGAAGGAGGGAAGGAGAGGGCUGGAGUGAGUGAGUGAGUGAGUGAGUGAGUGAGCGAGUGAGUGAGUGGGGGAGGGAGCGAGCUAGCGAGUAAGAAGUAGAAGUACGUACACUGGUCUGCCCAACAGUCUUCUUCGAGCUCGGCCGGUUGUGGUACGUCCCUAGAUCGCACAGAAUUGUACAGGAAGAGGCUGGACUGCCGGACCAGGAACGAAAAGUAAAAUGUGUGCAGCUGGGAGCAGCAGCGCCGCAUGCACAGAUUUGUUGCACAUUGAGACCAUCCGCUGAUCUGAACUAGGAAUCGGUCGUGACCGAGCUCGAGCUGACGACGAGGAGGAGGGGCAAGAUUUGGCGACUCCUCUACCUUUUGACAGUUAGACCUCGUGCCUAGGCCGAGCUCAGAAGGCAUUGUUUGCUCGGUUGCUGCUGGCGGUGCUGGACAGAUUCCAGCAGCAAAAUGUCGUCGCGUGGAUCGUCCCUCCCUGAGCUCCCGGGCGAUAAGGACUCGUCCCAUAUAUCGCAUUCGGGCAAAUUGAGCCCUCUGAGCGAGACUCUGUGGAGGAACAACCUAAAGGUUGUUGACACUCCGGAUUUGGAUCCCUCUGCUAGGCUCACUUGGAAGGAUUUGUGGGUCACAGUUACCACUCCCAAAGGAGAAACGCAGAGGCUCCUGCACGGGCUCACAGGAUAUGCGGAGCCCGGUGCCAUCAUGGCUAUCAUGGGCCCGUCUGGGUCUGGCAAGUCCACUCUUCUCGACUCCCUCGCAGGUCGUUUGGCGAAGAACGCCACUCUUACCGGAGACAUUCUGAUAAAUGGUCGCCGCAAAACUCUGACCUACGGGAGUGCGGCCUACGUGACGCAGCAAGAUGACUUGAUCGGAACCUUGACGGUCAGGGAAUCUGUCCACUACUCGGCCAACCUUCGGCUGCCGAGGAACAUGAAAAGUGCAGAGAGGAGAGCAAUCGUCGAGAGUACCAUUGUGGAAAUGGGAUUACAGGACUGCGCAGACACACCAGUGGGGAACUGGCAUCUUCGGGGCUUAAGCGGAGGCGAGAAGCGGCGUGUCAGCAUCGCACUGGAGAUCCUCACCCGACCUCGAGUGCUGUUUCUGGACGAGCCGACGAGUGGACUCGACAGUGCUUCAGCAUUUUUCGUCGUCACAACCCUGAGGAACCUGGCUCGUGAUGGGCGCACCGUUAUAGCAUCCAUUCACCAGCCGAGCAGCGAAGUUUUUGAGCUGUUUGACAAUCUGUGUCUUCUUUCGAAUGGGAAGACUGUAUACUUCGGUGAAGCUCACUCUGCUCACGAGUUCUUCUGCUCAGCUGGAUUUCCUUGCCCACCACUGAGGAAUCCGUCGGACCAUUUCCUCCGAGCGAUCAAUGCAGAUUUUGAUCGAGUGAAGAACACGGUCAAAGGAUCGUUCAAACUCAGGCAUGACGUCGAGUCAUCGCAAGAUCCGCUGGAGAGGAUGAGCACCCACCAAGUCGUGCAGAUCCUCGUCGAUGCCUACCAACAAUCGGAGUUCGCCAUGCAGGCUGUUGCGCGAGUCCACGAGAUCUCGCAAGUGAAAGGGACGGUGCUGGAAUCGGCGGGAAGCUUGGCCGGCUUUUGGAUGCAAGCCUGGACCUUGACAAGGCGAUCGUUUGUAAAUAUGUCCCGAGACAUGGGCUACUACUGGCUGCGGCUCGUCAUCUACAUUGUCCUCACACUCUGCAUUGGAACUAUUUUCCUUAAUGUUGGACACACGUACACCUCCAUCAUGGGGAGGGCAGGUUGUAUGUCCUACGUCGCAGGGUUCCUGACUUUCAUGUCGAUCGGAGGAUUCCCCUCAUUCGUGGAGGACAUGAAGGUGUUCUGUCGAGAGAGGCUGAACGGGCAUUACGGAGUGGCGGCGUUUGUGAUAGGGAACACGCUGUCGUCGAUUCCCUUUCUGUUUCUGAUUUCGAUCAUCUCGGCCUCGAUCGUCUACUUCAUGGUGGGCCUGCACCCGGGACUGGAGCACUUCAUGUUCUUCGUUCUCACUCUCUUCGUGUGUGUCACGUGCGUCGAGAGUCUUAUGAUGGCGGUCGCCAGCGUCGUUCCCAACUUCCUGAUGGGCAUCAUCACUGGAGCCGGAAUUCAGGGUGUAUUUAUGCUCGUGGCUGGAUUCUUUCGUCUCCCAUUCGACCUUCCAAAACCUUUCUGGCGCUAUCCCAUGUCUUAUCUCAGCUUUCACAUGUACGCGCUUCAGGGAAUGUACCAGAAUGAUUUUCUGGGAUUGGAGUUUACGAACAUCGAGAUCAACGGGGUGAUUCUGGGGUCGCCGAUCAAGGGAGUCGACAUUCUGCGUAACAGCUAUCAGAUCGAUCUGGGCAGGACCAAGUGGGAAAAUUUGGGGAUUAUUCUCAUCAUGGUCAUAUUCUACCGCCUGCUCUUCUUCCUCAUGAUCAAGUUCUCCGAGGACGUGCAGCCCUUCAUCCGGGUGCUCAUCGGGAGGUACUCGUUCCACCGACACGCGAGCCGGAUCAGCCGCCAGCAGUCGGCAGUCCAAAUGCAGAACUCUAACACCGUCCGGCCCGUGCAGUCAUCGCCAUCUCCGGCGCACGAGCAUGCUCCCCUGCAGCAAAACCGACACUUCUGGGCUCCGACACCCUCUCCCCAAAAUCCCUACGUCCCGCCCAGAAUGAUCCACCGUUAAAUUGGGCUCUCGAGCUCGAGCCAUCUCGAGCUGCUCUCUUAUUAUUUACACCAACUCAACGCAACCUUACAUCCAUUGCCGCCGUGACAUCCACUGUAUCUGCUGCAUAGAUACUUCCAUCCUGGAAAUCGUGAAGAGAGUGCUUCUCUUUAUUGCUGUAAUUAUCCAGCCUCCACCAGCCAGCCAGGCAGCAAAGCGACUCGAGAACUCACGAGCGCAACGACAGAUAGAUGUCGUCUACACUUGUGAUAUAUUAUUCUUCUCUUUGGGCCGGAAAGAAAGAGGACCGGACUUUCAUCGGCAAGUGACCGAUGGUGUCUAUAUCUCCAUUCGCGCGUGGCUCAACUCUCCAAUAGACUUCUGUAAUUUUACGACGAUAUCAAUGACGUUGGUCGAUCUUCUCGAGGUCGAAAUCUAUCUUCUACAUUUGUAGUCGUAGUAAUAGUAGUAGUAGUAGUAGCAGCAGUAGUAGAAGUGUUGCUGAGUGAUUAGUGUGAAGCUCCCUAGCCUUACUUGAAUUGCCACCCUCGCUGGCAGAGCAUAGCUAAGAGUGACCGCGGGCGGCAGCGUCAGGAUCGCAGUGAUUCCUCGUUACGUAGCUUCAUAGUAGCAUCUUCUUCGUAGCCAACUCUACCGUAGCUUUUCUGCUGUUGCGCAUUUCUUUCAAUCUAGCUAGUUAGUAGAGGAUGCGGACCUUAGACAGUGGCAAUGGCAAGCGAAGCUUGCUGAAGCCUUGGGAGGGAACGGGGAGUGAGUGGGAAGGAGUGCGAGAGGAAAAAUGGGAGGGGAGGGGACGGGGACCGGGCUCUGUGAGAAACGCUUGGGAAGCUCUGCCGUUAAAGGUGACUGCGCAAGUACACAGAGCACGGGAGUUCAUUGACUGACCGACCGAAUGGGAUUCGAUGUAACGCCGUUCAAAGAGAUCUGUAUCUUCAUGGUGAUGGAUUUAGAGAACUCUUGUAUGUAACGUUUGGAUGAUAAGCAAGUCCUCUCCCGAGGCAGUGGUUUUCGUUUUGUC
Marchantia polymorpha subsp. ruderalis is the source of this 4657-nucleotide messenger RNA. The record is from the annotation of a GenBank genome assembly. NCBI's taxonomy places the organism in Eukaryota, Viridiplantae, Streptophyta, Marchantiopsida, Marchantiales, Marchantiaceae.